AUGGCCACAGGGGAAGAAGUCUGGGAUGCUCUCCCAGAAGGGGAAGCAAAGUCUGUUUGGGAUGAGACAGAACACAAUUUUUGGGCGAACCUUCGCAAAACUAAGGAGGCAGAGAACCGCAAGGUGGAAAAGGAUUUUCAGCAUUCACUGAACGAAGUACGAUUAAAGCUUAGUGAUCUCAAAGGACAGCGAAGCCAAUUGAAGGAAUCUCAGAGUCGUCUGGCCAGGGAGCUUGCCAAAGUCGAAGCCGAGUUGGCUCGCACUACGGAUGAGUGCGACGAAAAGGCAGAGCGAUUGGUACGUAUCGAACAAGAUUACCACGAGUCGCGCAGAAAGCGAACAGAAGCGCAACAUGAGAUCUGGGUCAAAAUGCGUCGCUUUUUCCGGGAGAAGAGAGGAGAGGAUCCGAAUACACCCGACACCAGGAGGCCUGAAUCAGAGGGACUUGUUCUGCCUGAUGCCUUGCCAGAGCUUUCGUCAGCUUCCAACGGGCUGGUGCCGCAAAGAGAACCCAUCAACGGUUCUGUAGCGGAAGAAACGAAUCACGUAAACCACGAAGACCGUAUGGAGGGCGUUGAACACCAUGAUCACGGAAACGCCGAGACCCUUGUCGAUGUUGUCGAUGCCGAUGGCAAUGUGAUCGGACCCGUGGAACAUAUCGAACCAUGGAAUCAGUGGGUGGAGGGCAUCCAAGAGUUAGAGAUUCGACGGCCAGUCAAGAUACGCCGAGGACGACGGUUCAACACAACGCAUCUCUCAACUAUUUACGAACGAAGCGAAGCAAAGGGAGUCAAGUGGCUGUCAUGCAUGAUCCAAGCCACAGGCGAGAUACAGUCCAAACGAUGCCAGUCCUGCGACAAGAACCAAGGUGCUUUUGAUGAUUGCAUUAUUGUAGGGGGAGAUCUGUAUCAGAAGUGCGGCAACUGUGAAUGGAAUCGUCAAGGAUGCCACGGUGCUUCUGGGGACACAAUCGACAUAAUAGCCUCGAGAGAGAGGGCACGACAAAAAAAAGAACGUGAAGAGGGAUCAGACGAAACACCUGCAGAAGCUCCCCGCGAGGAAGAACCCCAAACAGUUGAACUUCAGACAAGAUCUGUGUCCAUUAACCAGCCUGCUCAUCACACUACCCACCGAGUUGAUGAACAAGUAUCUGUUGAUGCUCGGCCCCGUUCGCCGCCCUCUGUUAUGCAGCGCCCGCCCGAGCGAUUUGCCGGACAACAACCAGGGAAACAGGCCGAAACAACGUCUGAACAAGUCAUCGUUCGACAACCUGACCGAACGACUGAGCCUCAGCCUAACCGAACAAUUGAAACCCAGCCAGAAAGACGAUUCGAGCGAGUUUCUGAUCGCGUCCCAGAGAAGCUUCAUGAUGUGAUCUCUGCCAGGGGCCCAGAACGAACGGUCGAGGUAGCACCUAUGGCACCAAUGCAGAUUAACGAACAUCCUCAUGGGAUAACUAACAAACCGAUCUACAACUCUCCUCCUGCGCCUCACAGUCGCCCUAGCACUGCCCCUAGAUCAGACUAUGCUCCAGAACGUAUGAUAGACCCUGUGGAUACGCCUCUCCCUAGACCUGUUCAAUAUCAGAUCAGGCCUCCUCAGGACGCAACGCGAGCUACACUUCCACCAACUGCGCCGCAACACCUCCCUCACGAUAUCAUUCGCCCAUCAGCAGAACGCGAUACCCCCAUCAAGGACCCUCGUGGCUCUGAAACCAUUCAAACACCACGCGAGUCGGACCAUGUGCCUACUCCAAAAGAGUAUCGAGUAACUUCAGGGUUCACACCGGCCAAUGUGAGAAGCCGCCCUCCUUCGAGUGAACGAGGACGACCAACCCCGCCUUUGUUGCCACCAGACCCUGCUUCUCAACCCCCAGAGUCCCCUCCCGCAGCCGCUGAGGAAGAGAUAACACGCGAAAAUAUGGUUCUCAAGAAUGACGGAGUAGUUUACACUUACCCUGAGUGUGUGGAAGGUGUACCUUUGGCAAAGAUCAACGAGAACCACCCUUACUGGGAGCCCAACUGGCAAAAUGUGAGGACGCUCAUCGAGCCUCAACUUGCGCGAUGGCGUGAGAAGCACCAGGCUGCCAUCGACGCUGGCACCAAGCAGGAGAAAGGAGGUUCUUCUAAGUACCAAAUUGGUAGACAGGUUAAUCGUGGUAUAAAAAUCCUCGAAUUCCAUGAAACCGGCCCCAUCAGUCCCUAUCAGUUGCUCGGCAAGAAAUACAUCCAGUCUGGCAAGGGUGGCAUCACCUCGUAUGACACCCUAUUCCGUCUUUCAGAGACGAUAUCAGAACUUGAAAAGUUCAAUCUUGAUAUCUCGCCAGUCGACUGGAUGCGGCAGCGUCUCCACGAGCUUAUGCAAGCCCGGGGCGCCAAUUUCAACCUACCAAAGAUAAUUCAUGACUUUUAUCAUGAUUCCAAGCUGACGGCCCUCCGUUAUAAACAUGGUUUCAAGAACAUUGGCCGCCCUUCUGGAGUUAUGAAAUCUCGCCUGAGCCAUGGAAGUCCUAGCGCUACACCGAAACCUCUUCAGAAGCGAAAAUCCAUGCACUCGGGUCCCACUACUCCCCGCGAAGAUUCCUUCAUCGAACAAUCUCCAUUGCCUAGCCAGCUACCCCCAGCCCUCCCAGGGAUAGUCGCAAGUCCUCAGCCAGUCUUCAGUACCCAUCUGAACAAGCGGCCCAAAUAUCUGCCACCUGCACCGGGUCCGGUCCAUGACGAAUUCCACUUUGAUGCCUGGUCCGAUACAGAUUCAUGCAGCGGCGGUCAAAUUAGCAAGUAUGACUGGCGCCUUGCGAAAGUCAAGACUCGUCUAUAUACAAGCCACAGCAGCGUAACACAGUACUGGACCUGGAUAGAGCAGCAACAAUGCUUUCAACACCAGGUGCUCAGGGACUUGCACCCCGCCAAGUGGGGAUAUUUCAAGGACGAGAUUGAUUUCCAUGUCUACUUGGACGAGAUCCAGGAGAUCUCAUGGAAUAUCGAGCAGUGUUAUGUUUACAUCACCGUGAAGGGCGAGGCCGGUGUUAAAGCACCAGAUGGCAAGCCUCGAGGAGAUGUGAUGGCGGUUUUCGCACGAAAACGAACCAUGCGUCGAUUCUUGUUCUUCUGCAGAGAAAAGGGAGUCCAUAUGAACAAACGCUCUGGUGCUGAACUGGACAAUCUUUGGCAAACAAUGAUUUCCGAACAAUUACCAGGUCGUGGCGAUUCAAACCAAAGACUUGUGGAAUCCGUUUAG
This is a messenger RNA of Fusarium coffeatum, 3240 nucleotides long. RefSeq lists its product as uncharacterized. Lineage: Eukaryota; Fungi; Ascomycota; Sordariomycetes; Hypocreales; Nectriaceae. Bases 1 to 3240 code for a protein of 1079 amino acids. The record is from RefSeq and is a predicted model, not a curated record. The transcript is spliced from 2 exons.